CAGUAGGUGAGUCAGUCAGGGGGAGUAUAGUCUAAGUGGUGAGGAGUCGAACCGCUGUCUGGUUGUGCAUCAAUCACCAUGGUUGAUACCCAUAGUGGGAAGAGUACUGCCCGCUCCGAGGCCGAGCAAGCCCGGAUUGCCACCCUUUUGAGAGAGAAAAAGGAGAAGAAGGAGCUCCUUAAGCAGGCGAAGUUAAAGGCCAUUGAGGAGGAGCAGGCGGCGAAGAAGAAGAGAUUGGAGGAGGAGAUGUUGCAAUUUCAGAAGGAGAAGAUGUUGCAAAUACAGUUAGAGGAGGAGGAAAGAAGAAGGGCUGCAGAAGAAGAAGCAGCAGCAGAGGAGGAGGAAGAAGAAGAAGAAGAGCCCUUUGAAAGAAGGCGUGGAGAAGCGAGAGGGGAAGCUAGUGGCACGAAGGAGGACGACAGGUGGAGGGAGAAGAAGAUUAGUGAAUGGGUGGCUAACUUAUCUUUGGGAGAAGAUGAAGAGGCACAAUUAUAUGUGCCGCAGGAGGAGAGGGAGGCGUUUGCCAGGGCAUUGGAGUUAAUAGAGGAUCCCAUGGAACCCCAGGCGACAGAGGAUGAGAAAAAAUUGGAGUGGAAGUUGAAGAUGAUGAGGGAAAAGAAGAGAAGGAGGGAGGAAGCCAACAUAAUAGCCGGGGAGGUUGAGCGAGUGCGAACCGACAGCCAGGAGCUGCAGGCCCGGACAGAGGUUUCUGCCAAAUUAGAUAAGAUGAUGGGAUUCCUGGAAAUCUUGAGUGGGGCCUGGCUGAAGGAGCACCAGGCCCGUAAGGGUCAAGAGGUGACCCUGCAAGCAAUGCGAUCUCGGUUUAGAGAGUUUGCGAGCGACGUGGUGAGCCACGUCGGGACCAAAAUUAGGAGAUUGAGGGAUGGCGUAGACAAGUUCUGCGCUGGCGCCAUUGAGACCGCUAAAGUUGUGGCCACAACAGAGGCCACGACGCAUCCCCGCAAAGAGCAAGAGCCUUCGACAGAGGUUGCAGGCUCAUGCCUAGUUAGCUGUCCAGAGACUGCUUGUGUUAGCGUCUCUCUAGGCACGUCCCUCACAUAUGUGGCAGAGGAAUUGAAGGAGAGGAUGCCUGUCUGGGCCAAGAUGAAGGAAGAUAGUAAAGGGCAGUUUGUCCUAGUGGAUGUAGAAGUUUUCAGAAGUAGAGUUGGGGCCCUUAUAAACUCAGUGGCCACCCGUAGUUAUAUUAGCCGUAGAGCGCUGAAAAAGUUGAGGCUAGGAUUGAAAGUCCAGAAGUUAGAAGACCCCAUAGUUAGUGUCCUCGCAGACAACCACACUAUGCGAGUUGAGGACUACGUAGAGGGAGUCCAAGCGUAUUUCCGCCUCGAGAAAGAUGGGAAGGUGGAGAAAGUUUUCCAUCCCCUGAUUCUCCUCGUUCAGGAUGACCUUCCUUUUGACAUAGUCAUAGGUAUGGACUGGGGAGAGGCAGCGGGGGCCACACUCCACUUAAGAGAGCAUGAGUGUAGGCUCCCUACUCCGUCAGGCGAAGUUAAGACAGCUCGUCUGCUCCAUGUGUUUGGAGUAGAUAACCCCUUGGCACAUUGCUGCCUCAGUGCUCCCGCGUUCACGCGAUUAGUGAGAAAGGAGCAAUUAGAGGAUCAGGUCUUCGUAGUGUAUGUAAGGCCUGUCACUGAGACGAAGCAAAAGGACGGUUUCACGGAUCCAGCCAUUGCCAAGCUGCUGGAAGAGUUUAAAGAUCUCUCAGAGCCGCCGACAGGAGUAGUGCCGCGGCCGAUCCAGCACAGGAUAGAGAUAAAGCCUGGCGGUAGAACUCCUAAAGGUGCAAUCUACAGGAUGUCCCCUAGAGAGGUAGAGGAGAUAAGCAAGCAAUUAGACGAGUUCCUUGAGAAGGGUUGGAUUAGGCCCAGUUCGUCUCCUUUUGGAGCACCAGUUUUAUUUGUCCCCAAGAAGGAAGGAGAGCUGCGCAUUUGUAUAAACUAUAGGGGUCUGAAUGCUAUCACAGUCAAGAAUGUUGAACCAUUGCCCAAGAUAGACGAUCUCUUAGAUCGGGCACAGGGUUGCGAGUAUUUCUCAAAGAUAGAUUUAAAGUCUGGAUAUCAUCAAAUAGAAGUCGAUCUUGAUGACCAGUACAAGACUGCGUUCCGGACUAGAUAUGGGCAUUAUGAGUUCAUAGUGAUGCCCUUUGGACUGACCAAUGCGCCAACUACGUUUCAGCGAUGUAUGAAUGACCUGUUUAGGCCUUGGUUAGAUAGAUUUGUCGUAGUGUAUCUAGACGACAUCUUAGUUUUCAGUAGGACCCUCCAGGAACAUCAGGGUCAUUUGAGGCAGGUCUUGGAGAAGCUCAGAGAGGCUAACUUCAAGAUCAACGCACAGAAGUGUGAAUGGGCCAAGACACGAGUUUUGUACUUGGGCCACGUGUUAGACGGAGAUGGCAUUAAGCCUGAGGAUAGUAAGAUAGUGGCAAUUAGAGACUGGUUGACGCCCCACAAAUGACUGAGUUGCGGUCGUUCCUAGGCUUAGCUAACUACCAUAGGAAAUUCGUGAGGAACUUCUCCACUAUCGCCGCUCCCCUUCGC
Messenger RNA from Chara braunii, 2555 nucleotides. The record is from the annotation of a GenBank genome assembly. NCBI's taxonomy places the organism in Eukaryota, Viridiplantae, Streptophyta, Charophyceae, Charales, Characeae.